UAAUAGAAUCUAGUGGGGUUCGAAACGAGGGUUCGAAAGCAGGUCCAGAGCGUUCAGUUUCGAUCUCUGCUCUGCUUAUAAUAUGGAUAUGGAUCUCAUGGAUACAGAUAAUAUCAAUUAUAGACACGUUGCAGUGGUCAUCAAAGGCCCUUCGGGAUUUGGAUUUGCGUUAGGUGAGUCUGAGAUGGGCCCAAUAGUGAAGCAGAUCAUGGACCGCCCUCGCUGUGCCCAGCUACAAGAGGGAGAUGUCCUCGUAGAGGUAAACGGGGAGAGAGUGGGGGGCUAUAAUAACUCUGAUCUGGUCAAAGUUCUUAAGAGAUACCCCGAGAAAAACCAGGCCACCUUCCUUGUAAACAGGCAGCCUCCUGAGACCCAGCCCACCGAACAGGAUUUCGAGGCAGACCUUCAUGGAGAGGUGUGUGGCACCUACUUCAUUGAUCACGUGAACCGUAACACUCAGUAUGAGAACCCAGUGGCUGAAGCCAAACGACACUAUGCUGGCUCCCAGCUCCCUCAACGUACCAGUACCCAUGGGCAUAACAUGCGGCCACCACCCAUACAAGAACCCCCUCCCUCCAUAAAGUCUGCCGCAGCGCUGGAGAAACAGCGAGAAGCUAAAGCUGCUGCGAUGUGGCCUGACGCCAACCUUGCUGACCAGGGAGACGACUACCCCUACCCAUACCCACAGACCCAGCCCACCGAACAGGAUUUGGAGGCAGACCUUCAUGGAGAGGUGAUCUAUGUUAGUCUACAGAAAACAGUUUCUGGGUUCGGAUUCACUAUUAUCGGUGGAGAUCGUCCUGGAGAGCUGCUCCAAAUUAAAAGUAUUGUCCGUGGGAGUGUUGCUGAUCGUGAUGGUCGACUAUUAGUUGGUGAUGUAUUAGUACGAAUCAACGGAAUAUCAGUGCUCACAUACAACCACAGAAAGGUGGUGGACCUCGUCCAGAGCCUGCCUCUCAAUUCUGAUGUAUCCGUCGAAGUGAGGAGGGGCUAUCCGCUACAAGAAUUCCGUGGAGACGAGCUUCCCUCAUACCAUGAGUCCAGCCAUGGGUACAACGACUACCCUCCACCUCAGGACAACUACAACCAGCAUAACCAACAGCAACAGCACCAGCAACUUGAGCGAGUGGCAGUGCACAUCGUGAAGGGACCACUUGGGUUCGGAUUCGCUCUGGGUGAGUCUGAGAUGGGCCCAAUAGUGAAAGAGAUUGUGGACCACCCUCGCUGUGCCGAACUACAAGAGGGAGAUAUCCUCACGGAGGUAAACAGGGAGAGAGUGAGGGGCUACGAUCACUCUGAUCUGGUCACAGUCCUCAAGAGAUGUCCCAAGGGAAACCAGGCCACCUUCGUUGUAUUCAGACAGCCUCCUAAGGGUGAACUAAUGGGCAAUGGUGGGCCAUUCACCACGAUGGAAGUCUGCCUCCUGAGACAAGUCUCAGGCUUUGGAUUCAGGAUCAUAGGAGGGGAGGAGGAGGGAUGUCAGGCUACUGUGGAAGGUAUAGUGGCUGGUGGUGCAGCUGAUUUGGAUGGAAGAUUACAAAUUGGCGAUGAGAUCUCACACAUAAAUGGCAACUCUGUUAUCAAUGCCUCGCAUCGUGAAGUCAUUGGCCUGAUGGGAGAUGCAGCUGCUCUAGGGGAUGUGGUCCUGGGUAUUCGUAGGAGGAUGCCAAUGUCUGAGUCUGUGCCCUAUCCAAGCUCUCAGGAUUCCCUGAACUGUCAGGUGGAAGGGAUAUCUACUGACCUUGCUAGUGAUGAUGAGGAGAUCCAUCACAUUGACAUCCGGCGCAGCGGACGAGGCUUUGGGUUCAGUAUUCGUGGUGGAGCAGAGUACAACUCUCCACUGUGUGUGCUGAGGAUUGCUGAUGGAGGAGCAGCACAGGUUGAUAGGAGAUUGAGAGUAGGUGAUGAACUGCUUGAGAUCAACGGCAACAAUACAGAGAACAUGCUCCACUCUGAUACCAUCACCAUCAUCAAGCACGGAGGAGACGUGGUCAAGCUCAUUAUCAGGAGGGUGCCUGAUGAGCCAUUCAUUGGAGGCAAGUCUGAUGGUACUGUAUUCUCUCCAACUGCCAUGGAAGCCAAGGAUCUCUAUGCUCAGAAUUUCCUGGGGAGGAGGGGUCAUGAUGCUGAGCAGGGAAAGCAUCCAGAAGAAAGAGAGCGCCUCUACAAUGAAGCCUUGAAAGUAGGUUAUGUGUCUGUGAACACCUCGAAUGUCCUUCUCUUUGGAAUGGCCGGCACCGGAAAGACUUCCACCAAAAAUCUAAUUUUUGGCCUACCUCCCCCUGAAAAAAGAAACAGUACCCCAUUGGCUAAUGCAGCAGAGCGUUUACUUGUUCGUAAAAUUCGAAAUUUAAGUGGCACCAAAGUUCAAGCGACUCAGGACAGCUGGAAACCUGUCACUGCUGAUGAAUUAAAGCAGCAUAUAGCCGACUUAGUUCAAUCAUACGGGAAAAGCAUUUUAAGUGCACCGGAAGCCUCGGCUGAGAUAGCUACUAAAGUGCAACAUAUGUCUUUGAAGCCAGAAACAUCUACAACAGAUCCUAUAGAAAUUCAUUCUGAAAUCAAUCCUCCUCUGCAUGACGACAAAGCAGCGUCGACUGGGUCAAUCAUUCAUAUGCCCUCACAUGUAAAAUCUAUACCUGACCAACUGCCUUCACAUACUACUGUUAGUGAGGGAAAAGAAUACGAUGACAAGUUUUUACGAUACGUGGCUGAUCUUGUCUCAGAAAUCCAAUCUUUGGUUACUAUGACAACUGCUAGGGAAGUGUUUGGUUCGAAUUGGUUGUAUUUCAUUGAUAGUGGAGGUCAGCCUCACUUCUACAACCUUCUGCCACUUUUCAUUCAAGAUGUUUCUGUUGCAUUGUACGUUUUUCGACUCUCUGACCGACUAGAUGAUCGUCCAUUAGUCGAAUACUACAAGGAUGAUGUACCAGUAGGUGAUGCGUUUCGAUCUAAUCUUACGACUGCUGACAACUUCAAGUAUUUAGUUCAAUCGAUUCAAUCCCACAACAAAGAUUGUAGGCUGGUUUGCAUUGGUACACACUCGGACAAGGCUCACAAGUGCCGAGAAAAGUUAGAAGAUAAAAAUCGAUGUUUAUUUGAGCUGCUCCCUGAGAGUAUUGUUGAGAAGUGUCACUUUAACAAUGUGUGUGGAACAGAACAGUUGAUCUUGUGUAUUGACACUCAAGUACUUGGAUCUGAUCGUAAGAAAACUGCUGAUGCCGUCCGUGAAAUUAUUCGUGAAUGCCCUUGCAAAGAAAUCAAGGUACCAAUUUGGUGGUACAACCUCGAGAUCAUUAUUGAGAAAAUUUCUGUCGAAAAGGAUCAAAAAAUUCUCAGCUUUGAUCAAUGCCAAGUUGUAGCUCUUACUCUACAUUUUGAAAAAGAUGCCCUCAUAGAAGCUUUGAAGUUUUUUCACAAACAUCACAUUUUCCACUUCUAUCCUGAUGUCCUCCCCAACGUGUUGUUCUGUGACACGCAAGUUCUGUUAGACAAAGUAACAGAACUAGUUGAGUAUGCUUCCUAUCUGAGAGAUUCUAGUAAGACAGCUUCAGGCCAUGGAAAAAAAAUUCAGAUUCGAGAUAGAGGGAUUAUCACUCUUGACUUCCUGUCCACUUUUCCUAAGCACUAUGUAGAUGGUUUGUUUGGACCUGCCCAAUUGAUUGAGGUUUUUAAACAUCUUUUCAUUGCCACUCUUUUUGCUGGUCUAACAGAGUACUUCAUGCCGUCGCUCCUCGGUAUACUUUCUGAUGAUGAGUUAACAAUUCUGCGUAAAGCAUUGGAGAAGAAAUCAACACCUAUCUUUAUUCAGUUCAAGAAUGGCUGGCCUCGAUGUGGUGUAUUCUGUUGCCUUCAAGUGUACCUUAUUAAAGAAUGCCAUUGGUCACUUGGGAAGAUUUCAAGCAAGAAUAAACCAAAGCAGAAUAUCGCAAAGAUGUACCUCCCAAAUAGUCCUCAGUUAGUAACGAUUAUCGACUCGAUAACCUAUAUUGAGAUAUAUGUGGAAUCUAAAGAAAUUUCGAUAUGUUCUGAAAUACGACGUAAUAUUUUAUCGGGUAUUCAGGUUGCUUGUAAAACUCUCCAUUAUGAUAAUGAAGAACCAGAGCUUGCAUUCUUGUGCCCAGAUUCCAUUCAGAAGAAACACACUAGAGUGUUUAAUAAAGCUAAGUACAAUCGCCAUCCUGCCGUUCUUCUAGCUGGUAGUGGCUGGAUGAGGUGCACACAGCAUGAAGACAAUACCCACCCUCUGGAGGAAAAACACAGUGUUUGGAUUGUCGAUUUAAAUCAAGGUGCAUCACAAUCACCUGAGAUUGACUACUCCCAGACUGACUGCUCAAAUGCUUACACCACCAUGGUUAAAUGCAGUGUCAGCCUCAACUAUGCCAUGUCCAAAGAGCCACUCUCGCUGGCAGCUGCUCUGUUUCGUUGUGGACUAAUCUCACAAAGUACCCUGAAUGAAACCGCAGAGUUGAACGAAACGAAAAGAAAUAAAGGGAGUCGAUUGUAUCGAGCGGUUUUGGACGAUAUUCAUAAUUUUCCUUCAAGAUUUUCUGACUUUGUACAAGCUCUGAGGGGUGAUAGGAUACUGUACAGCGAUGUAUUAGAAGAACUAGAUGGGGUUUUUGAACAGUACAUUCAAGUUUAGUGUUAUUUUUUUAUUUUUUAUACUCUGUUUGCCUAUUAUAAAGUACAAUGUAUACAUCAUUCUCCCCCACUUUGCAUCAAAUGUUAUCAUGCACCGUCAAUAAUAUUGUUGGGUAUAUCAAAA
Messenger RNA from Halichondria panicea, 4768 nucleotides. RefSeq lists its product as uncharacterized. Gene Ontology annotation, biological process: signal transduction. The record is from RefSeq and is a predicted model, not a curated record. NCBI's taxonomy places the organism in Eukaryota, Metazoa, Porifera, Demospongiae, Suberitida, Halichondriidae. Gene Ontology annotation, cellular component: cytoplasm. The coding region runs from base 83 to 4645 and encodes 1520 amino acids. The transcript is spliced from 12 exons. Gene Ontology annotation, molecular function: protein binding.